This is a messenger RNA of Schistosoma intercalatum, 2297 nucleotides long. The record is from the annotation of a GenBank genome assembly. Lineage: Eukaryota; Metazoa; Platyhelminthes; Trematoda; Strigeidida; Schistosomatidae.
ACUAGUUAAAAUUAUGUUUUGUCCACUUCGGACGCAAGUUGCGCGGAAGUGGUUGUCCGCUGUUUCAGGUUGACAGUGGUUAUGAUUGAGGGCUGUGACAUUGUUUUAAUGGUUCAGUUCACUUGUUACUACCUGGCUCGAGUUUAAAUACUUGCGAAAUUGUGUUAAGAUCUGAGGGCAUUACUUCAUAUACAAUUAUACACAUAUAAGCCAUCAAUAUUCUCCAUGAUGAGUGGAUUACAGUCGAAUACUUUUGAUAAUAUCAUCCUUUUAUGUGAUUCAUACAAAGUGAGUCACUAUUCUCAGUAUCCUGCUGGUACAGAAUUCAUUUACUCAUAUUUUGAAAGCCGUGGUGGGAGAUUUCCCAAUUCUGUAUUUUUUGGAUUGCAGUAUAUUUUGAAAAAAAAUUUAGUUGGUCAAGUAAUAACACAUGAAAAAAUUGAUGAGGCGAAAUCCAUUUUACUUAGCCAUUUCGGUAGAGAUAUUUUCAAUGAAGAAGGAUGGAGAUACAUUGCUAAUCACCAUAAAGGUUAUUUACCAAUUAUUAUUAAGGCAGUACCUGAAGGUACGUUGGUGCCUACAAAAAAUGUCUUAAUGACUGUUGAAAAUACCGAUCCAAAAUGUUACUGGCUUACUACGUAUCUUGAGACUAUAUUAGUACAGGUUUGGUAUCCGAUGGCUGUAGCAACAAAUUCACGAGCAAUGAAACAAAUUAUUGUUAAGUAUCUUCAUGAAACUGCAGAUGACUUUUCUACUGAAUUUAGACUUCAUGACUUUGGAUUCCGAGGCGUCUCCUCCAUUGAAUCUGCUGCAAUUGGUGGCACUGCACAUUUAGUGAAUUUCAAAGGAACUGACAGUUUGGUUGCCUUGUUAUUCGCCAGAAGGUAUUAUAAUUGCCCGACAGCUGGAUUCAGUAUACCGGCCACAGAACACAGUGCAAUGACUGUAUGGGGUGAAGAGAAUGAAACAAAUGCAUAUUCGAAUUUACUCAAUUUGUAUCCUGAUGGGACGUUUGCCUGUGUGUCCGAUAGUUAUGAUAUAUGGAAUGCAUGCAGUAAUAUAUGGGGUGAGGCACUACGUGAUAAGGUUAUAAAUCGUAAUGGUACAGUUGUUAUACGACCGGAUUCAGGUGAUCCAGUUGUAAUUAUGCCAAAAGUAUUAGAUAUUUUAGGCAGCAAGUUUGGUUAUAAAAUUAAUUCUAAAGGUUACAAAGUUCUACCAUCGUGUAUACGAGUUAUACAAGGUGAUGGUGUUUCAUUAGAAUCAUUAGAUCCUAUUCUGAAUAGUAUCAAGACAGCUGGUUGGAGUGCUGAAAAUGUUAGUUUCGGAAGUGGUGGUGCAUUAUUACAACGUUUAAAUCGUGAUACACAGAAAUGUGCUUUCAAAUCAAGUUUUGCUAUAGUUAAUGGUCAUAAGAUUCAAGUAUCCAAACAUCCAAUUACUGAUCCACAAAAAAAUUCGAAAAAAGGUCGUUUAACAUUAGAAAAGUGUCCAAUAACUGGGAUACUCAUGACGGUAGAAGAAGGUUGUGGUAGUCCAUAUAAUGAUUUACUUAUCCCAGUGUAUGAAAAUGGCGUCUUAUUAAAAGAUUAUACACUGGAUGAAGUACGUGAACGAAUUGAAAAGUAUCCACUUGAAGAUUGACAUAUAUUUGUUUUUUUUUCUUUUUUUUAAAAUUAAUAUCUCUUAGUAUUCAUUAUUGUUAUUCUUCUGAUUAUUGAUUACUUAUCAAUGAUUACGUAAUACAUUUAAAAUGAGUAGCAAUGUGAUUACUUUACUGCCCAGGUAUUUUCCCUUUUACUAAUCAAUUUGCACCAUUUCCCGGUACAAUUUUACCCCUUUCUAUUUCCUUUUUUUUGUAAACGUAUGUAUGUAUGUAUGUAUGUGUGUGUGUAGAUGAGUAAAUCAAGAUAUUAUUAUUUUCUUGUUGAAACUAUUACAGAAUAUGUAUACAUACAAAUAUUCCAUUUGUAAUUGUUCUUUAAGUAAUUUCUUAUAAAUAAUCAAGUGAAAUACGGCUAAAUAUUAUAUAAUAUCAGAAUUGUUAUUAUGGCUACUAAUGGUUGAGAUCAUGAGUCAUUUGAAGCUGGAAGCUUUCAGGUUUUCCCUGGUGGUCUAGCUUCAAUUGACACAUGAUUUCAACUAUUGAAAGUAUUAUAUAAUCAUUUCAUAAAGCACUUCAUUUUGUGCAUAUACACAUAUAUAUAUGAUUAGAAAUAGAGUUUUUUUUAUAAUAUGAAAUAUCAUCUUAUUUAUUAGAUGAUAUUAAAUAAGUAGUAUAUAAUAGAUUUGAAUAA